AUGGCAACAGAGGCCGCUCCCGCAGCUCCUGUUCACAAACAUCGCAGAAUGAGGAAACGUAUAAGAGCGCGAUCUCCAAUAUCAGGACGUCUGCUCCUCGACAGUCACCUACGUGGAGAUGUCGCCGUCCUAUCUGACGACCUCGUCACCGACUUGUUUCCCAACGUCAAUCUGACAGAAGCCGGACUGAACAAGGAUCCAAACGAAGGGACUCUUUAUAUCGCGAUAUCUCCGUAUACACCACAAUACCACUCUAUAGACGACGUCCCAUGGACUAUCAUACCUGCUCGAGUACAACCCACCGAAAAGUCGCAAGUCGCCCCAAUUUCGCAUUCCACCGUCCUCUUCCCGGCAUCGGCGAACUAUCUACAAUCAUUCCUUCAGACCCUGGGCAAGCUUGAUCCCACACGCCAUGCCAUUCAACCAUCACGACCAUUGGAAAUUCGAAUCUUGGACGUCUCGCCUCUCCAUCUCGAAACCAUCUACGUUACGGUGGAGCGAAACCUAUUGCGAAAUCUGGAUGAUGUACAAAGCAAGUUUGGCGGAGGGUUCAAUACCCAGGCGCAUGGAAUCAACGGCUCUUGGCCUAGAGGUGGCAAGGCGAUGGAGAUCAAGCGCUACACGAAGAAAGCCGCUGCCGAAGCGGAAGAGCGGUUGACUGCUGCAGUGCGCGAGGCUCUGUCAAACCAAAAGGUGGUCCAUGUUGGUGAUAUCCUGCCACUCCCGUUGCCUUCGCAUCCUAUCACUCAUGCUCCUCCCCCGCCGGCGAAAAUCACUUUUUGCGAACCGGUUGCGCAGGGGUUGUUACUUCCUUCAACGAAAAUUGUGCUCGUGCAAUCUCGCCCUCACGGAGCUCGUCCUCAUAAAGGAUAUACACUGACGGGAUCGAAUUUGUUGAAACGAGCUGUGGAAGAAGAGGCAGAUGAUACUGCAAACGAGCAAUUCUUUUCCGCUGCUGAAGAUCGCGCUUUAGAAACGGAGAUGGAAAGCACUACUCCACCAGAUGAUUCUGAGACCGAUGUAUCUACGGCCAGCGACCAUGAUUCUUCGGAUGACUCUCUUGAUGAUAUGAUUUCACUAGCAGCUCCUCAACUACCACAGCAACCCUCGGGCGUCAUGUCGGCUAUGUCUUCAAUGACCCCACGGGCAGGUGGCCGCCGGAUGGACGGUACUCACACACCAGGCUCGGUUAUAUCCACGUUCACGUCUGGUACUGCCCGCCCAGGACGCAUGGGGGGUAAAACGUUUAAAGCCGAAGGUCUCUUGAAUCGAGUUCCAGUAGACUUGCUACAUCCAAAACCUAAAGAGGACGAUGAUACAGACGCAUUUAUCUACGUUGACAUUAAUACACUGGUCAAAGUAGGGUGUUUUUCAGGUGACUGGGUCCGUAUCGAGGGGACAGAAGAGCCCUCAUCCAACCCCUUUGCGUCUUUAGCAAUUGGAAGCUUGGGACUUGGAGAUGAAGACUCGGGCAAUUGGCGAGCUGUCCGUGUGUAUGGAAUAUCCGGUUUGCCAUCCCCAAAGCCGCGCUAUGCAGUUGGCUCAUCUUCAGACCGACGAUCGAGUGUUUCUCAACUGCCGGGACAGCGACUUACGCCAGCUGUUUUCGUGCCACCCAUACUUCUCAGCAAUCUUGACAACCCGAAAUAUGUGAAACUUUCUCCUCUGCCAUUUGCGUCUGCUCAUAACACAGCACGACCAGGUGUACACCAGCCCUCCAAGUCAACUUCUAGCAAAACCCCGCCGGUAGCUAAGGAAGUGACUCUUCUCAAGAUUUCUACUCCGUUAUCCUCUGACCGAUCGAUCCAACCAGCUUUGUUUGCCGGACUACGGCGCUACUUUGAGUCCAAGAAACGACUUGUCAAAAGUGGUGAUCUGGUUGGUAUAAGCGUCGACGAAAGCCUGGGCAGGGUAGUGUACUCCGCCGCAAAGACCGAAGGCGGAGCCGAGGAUGACCUGACUUCAAAGCUUGGCUUCGUCGCCGAUGCUGCACCCGAAGAAAAUGCGUCUCGUAAAGUAGGUGUUGCUUGGUUCAAAGUUGGACAAGUGAUCGCACCACCCCCUGAAGAACAAGAUGGAGAGGACCAAUGGGGCGGUGUAGCCCUGAUAGAUUCAUCAAGUACACGGAUGGCGCAGGCAGGCAGCCUAAUCAGUAGGGUCCCAGGGACCUUGAAAAGCGGAUGGGAAUAUUGGCUGGGCGUCAAACGUCUUCCUAGAGCACAUAGCGAUGUGCCGCAAUCGCAUGGUAUAAUAACCGAGCUACCGAAAUUCUUCACAUCUCCUAUCCAAAAUAGGGUUAGAGAGUUGAUUACAGCUGCAACAAGCCCUCGUGCUGUACAGCUAGGAAUGCCUCCAGUUGUCAUUCUUCUGACAUCAACUCAAAGACAUAUUGGAAAGACAACGUUGGCCUCGCGUGCAUGCGCUGAAAUUGGCCUUCACGCAUUCACUAUUGAUGCCUAUGAUAUACUUACAGAAGGUGGUGCCAAUGGCGGUGAUGUAAAGACCGAGGCAUAUAUGAAAGCCCGGGCGGACAGAGCGCUUGCUUGUGGUCCCAAUUCUACAGCCUUGAUUAUACAGCAUAUUGACGUGCUCACGGCCGACAGAAUCGUGACUGCUAUGAAAGAGAUCGUCGCAGAGUCUCGUGUGAUCAUUGCAACUACGACUGACGUGGAUAAGAUACCAGAGGGAAUCCGGAGUCUGUUCACCCACGAGCUGGAAAUGACUGCACCAGAAGAAAAGGAGCGAGAGGGUAUACUGCAUAAUGCAGUUAUUGAUUUGAGUGUCAAGAUUGCUCCAGAUGUGGAUCUUGCAGCUGUUGCUGUAAAGACGGCUGCGCUUGUGGCCGGCGAUUUGGUUGACGUCGUCGAACGCGCGUCUCUCGCAAAACUCGACCGUCUUGAAAAACUUACUCGAGCAGCAAAUGGCACAGUAACACUGCGUGAUGUACAGUUAGCUGGUGGUGAUGCAGCACGAUGCGUUACCAAACUCGAUUUCGAUCUAGCUGUUGAUGCCGCCAGAAAGAACUUUGCCGACUCAAUCGGAGCGCCUAAAAUCCCUAACGUCACAUGGGAUGAUGUUGGUGGUCUGAGUAAUGUCAAAGAUGCUGUCAUGGAGACUAUUCAACUUCCUCUUGAGCGGCCAGAAUUGUUUGCCAAGGGUAUGAAGAAGCGAAGCGGCAUCUUGUUUUAUGGACCUCCUGGAACCGGCAAAACUCUCCUUGCCAAGGCUAUUGCGACUGAGUUCUCGUUGAAUUUCUUCUCUGUUAAAGGACCCGAAUUGUUGAACAUGUAUAUUGGUGAAUCUGAGGCAAAUGUUCGCAGAGUGUUCCAGCGAGCUCGGGAUGCACGUCCAUGUGUCGUAUUCUUUGACGAGCUGGACUCGGUGGCGCCUAAAAGAGGAAAUCAAGGCGACAGUGGUGGUGUUAUGGAUCGAAUUGUCAGCCAGCUGCUUGCAGAAUUGGAUGGCAUGAGUGGCGGCGAUGAAAAUGGUGGUGGUGUAUUCGUCAUUGGUGCUACCAAUCGGCCGGAUCUACUGGAUGCUGCUUUGUUGCGUCCUGGUCGUUUCGACAAGAUGAUCUACUUGGGUAUUUCGGACACACACGACAAGCAGACAAAGAUUCUCGAGGCUUUGACUCGAAAGUUUACUCUCAGUCCGGACGUUUCUCUCGCGCGCGUUGCGGAACGGUUGCCAUUUACAUACACAGGUGCCGACUUAUACGCUCUUUGUUCUGAUGCAAUGCUUAAGGCGAUCACACGACAAGCCACGGCUGUUGAUGACAAGAUCAAGGCGUUACCUAAUGGACCAGUCAGUACUGCGUACUACUUCGACCAUCUUGCCACCCCGGAGGAUAUAUCUGUUCUGGUGACGGAAGAUGACUUUUUGAAUGCUCAGAACGAGCUUGUCGCUAGUGUUAGUGCCAAGGAACUUGAGCAUUUCGAACGUAUCCGUCAGUCAUUUGAAUCAUCUACUACCAAAGAAACAGAAUCCUCGCAACCUCGCACAAUCGCUGAUGCGAUUGAGGGCCUUAGCCUGGGUGGCGAGAUCGUAGCAAAUGGGGGUCCUGUCAUGACCGGCGACAGCAAUCACACGCACAAAGGAAUCGGCUCAAGACAAUCCAGCAACAAUCUCAAAGGCAAGAACAGUCGCAUCGUGCUAGCCGGCAGCGGCAAGGGCAAGAGUAAGCCGAUCAUCAACGGCGGUGGAGGAGACUCCGAUUCCUCAUUCGAUGGGUAUCAGCCCAGCUUACGCAGUGAGAGUACACACUCACGAAGUUAUGAUGUUGGGGAAGAGGCAGAUGGAGAUGCGGAUGAUUAUGUCGUGAAGACGGAUCAUCUACGGGUUCAGCAUGAUGUGGAUUGA
This is a messenger RNA of Talaromyces marneffei, 4359 nucleotides long. RefSeq lists its product as uncharacterized. Gene Ontology annotation, cellular component: peroxisomal membrane; cytosol. The record is from RefSeq and is a predicted model, not a curated record. The transcript has 3 exons. Gene Ontology annotation, molecular function: ATP hydrolysis activity; ATP binding. The coding region runs from base 1 to 4359 and encodes 1452 amino acids. NCBI's taxonomy places the organism in Eukaryota, Fungi, Ascomycota, Eurotiomycetes, Eurotiales, Trichocomaceae. Gene Ontology annotation, biological process: protein import into peroxisome matrix.